AUGCUCAAUCGAACACUAACACCGUAUCCUUGGGUUUCGAAGAAAAGCCUGGAGCCAAGCGUGCAAGUCGAAUCGACAACAAGUUCAAUGACCAGCGAAUCGAGCGUCGGUCGUACUGACCUGGAGGAGCAAGUCCUAGCAGUCGUGAAAAGCGAUGCGUUUCUGGUAGAUUGGUAUGGUCCUCGCGACGCAGGAAAUCCUCUGAACUGGUCGAUGACACGCAAAGUGCUCAUUUCUCUUUCUCUGGCCCUCUAUGCACUCAUCACGACCUUCGCAUCGUCGGUCUUUGGAGCAGCAUCGCCGGUGAUGGCUCGGGAGUUUGGAGUGCCUUUGUCGUCGAUGGUAUUCGGGUGCAGUUCGACAUUCAUGUUGGGGUUUGCAACUGGGCCUACUGUGUUUGGGCCACUUAGCGAAGCAUGCGGACGCAGGCGCCCAAUACUUGUGGGGUAUCUCAUCUUCGCAGUCCUCCAGUUGCCAGUGCUGAACGCACAAAGUGUGACAACCUUGUAUGCACUACGAUAUGCUCAAGGAUUCUUUGGUGCCGCACCUUCGUCAAUCUUGAUGGGCGUGCUUGCAGACAUCUGGACACCCAAGCAGCGAGGAUUCGCUAUGCCUUGUAUUGGAUCUUUUCUAGCAGUCGGACCUUGCCUUGGACCUCUGGUCACCGCGAUUGCGGCGUUCGCUGUGGCUGCAGUCACCAUUCCAGUGAUGUCGGAGACAUAUCCACCACUGAUCCUAGCACAACGCGCUCGAAGACUUCGAAUCUCAACUCAGAACUGGGCGAUUCGUGCCAAAGCUGAAGAGCACAACAUCGAUCUUAGAGACUUCGCGGAGCGUUACAUGCUCCGGCCUGCUCGCAUGCUGGUGCUCGAGCCCAUUCUGGCAUUGAUGACCCUUUACAUCUCGCUGUCCUUUGGCUUGCUGUACAAUUUCUUCCUGGCGUACCCUGCCUCUUUCACCGGCGAACGCGGCUGGGAUGCAACCUCUGCCUCGCUGCCGCUUCUGGCCUUAAUGAUCGGCAUCAUCCUAGCUGGGGCAAUCUGCUCACUGACAGUAAACAGUCGACUCUCGCCAAGCCUCGCCGCAGGUCGACCUCAAGAAUGCCGGAUGAUACUGAUGACGCUCGGCGCGAUUCUGCUUCCAGGUGGUAUGCUCAUGUUCGCCUGGGCAAGCUCUCUCAAGAACCCAUGGAUCCAGAUCAUCGCAGGAGUUCCAACCGGAAUAGGCCUGCAUAUGAUCAACAUGCAAGGCAUGAACUACAUUGCCGAUUGCUAUGGCAUGUUCACAAACUCGGCGAGCGCAGCGAACACAUUCCUGCGCUCGAUCUUCGCAGCAUCACAAUUGUACGCAUCGGUCGGUGUACGGCAAGGGACUGCCAUGCUUGCAUUGCUCGCUGCAAGCCUGAUUGCAGUACCUGUGCUCUUCUACUACUUCAGCGAGAGGAUUCGUGCGCGGAGUAAGUGGGUGCCACCAACGGUCAUGUAG
Molecule: messenger RNA, 1485 nt
Organism: Fulvia fulva
Lineage: Eukaryota; Fungi; Ascomycota; Dothideomycetes; Mycosphaerellales; Mycosphaerellaceae
Product: Cercosporin MFS transporter CTB4
Exons: 5
Coding region: 1-1485 (494 amino acids)
Biological process (GO): transmembrane transport
Molecular function (GO): transmembrane transporter activity
Source: RefSeq, a predicted model, not a curated record